UGUUUCGAAACAAAUGAUUCACAAACGUUUCGAAGCUUCACGAAGCAGUGCCUCGAAAGCGCCCAUCACUGUAACAGCGAUCGUUAAACAUAUGUAUUGAGUGAUUGUACAGUAAAGUGCAGUGUGUGGGGCAGGACCCCCGGCCCGUGGCGUAGGAGGGGGAUUAGCUCAAAUGGUAGAGCGCUCGCUUAGCAUGCGAGAGGUAGCGGGAUCGAUGCCCGCAUCCUCCAAAUCUUUUCAUGCCGCGAAUCAUGAAGGAAUCAAAUGAGAACAUGGAUAGUAAUUCGCAAAACAACUCGCGCUGUAUUAUAUAUUAAAAAGAUAUACAUAGAACCUUGACUCUGAGUAUUAAAACAUGUGAAUAAUCUUAUUUUGAAAUAAUUUCCAAAAAUAUUAAAUCGUAGAAACUCGACGAACAAAAACAACGCAAAUUUAAGAUUGUUUUAUUAUGGUUUUCACGCCUUUUCCUGUUACUACGUCCUUGGAAUCAAACCAACCAAUCUCUACGCACGGAACUGUUGAACGAGCCAAUCAGCUGUCGCUGCGUUGCGCUCUCAGGCCAAUCAGCGGUCAGAACGCUGUUCCUGUGAGUCGAGCUGCUGAUGAGGGUUUGUUUGGGUUUAAAGAGUCGCCUAGUGAUCGCUGAGGAGGAAGGAAUAAACGCAGGUGUGGAGAUGAAGAGCGUCGGCGCCGCGUGAACAUCGGUCCGGUCAUGGAGUUCCGCUUCGGGAGCAUCGUGUUCAGCUCGCGCUUCGACUCGGGGAAUCUGGCCCGCGUGGAGCGGGUGGAUCGAUCCGAACCCGACGGCGAGAGCGGCAGACCGGCCAACGCUUCAGCGCAGCCGCAGCCCGACUACGAGUUCAACGUCUGGACCAAACCGGACUGCGCCAGCACCGAGUUCGAGAAUGGCAACCGGUCGUGGUUUUACUUCAGUGUUCGCGGGACGCUGCCGGGCAAACUGCUGAAGAUCAACAUGAUGAACAUGAACAAACAGAGCAAGCUUUACUCGCAGGGCAUGGCGCCGUUUGUCCGCUCGCUGCCCGUCAGAACGCGCUGGGAGAGAGUCCGCGACAGACCCGCCUUUGAGAUGUCAGACAGUCAGUUCAUCCUGUCGUUUGUUCAUCGUCUGCUGGACGUGCGCGGCGUCACCACCUACUUUUCCUUCUGUUAUCCGUUCUCGUACACGGAGUGUCAGGACAUGAUGCUGCAGCUCGACCACAGGUUCCUGAGCGCCGCACACACGCCGGGGCCCUGCAGUCCGCUGGAGAGUAUCUACUAUCACCGUGAGCUGCUGUGUUACUCUCUGGACGGCCACCGGGUGGAUCUGAUCACGGUUUCGUCGUGUCACGGUUUGCUGGAGGAGAGGGAGCCGCGGCUGGAGCGACUGUUCCCGGACCUCGGCACGCCUCGACCGCACUGCUUCAGCGGCAAACGGGUGUUUUUUCUGAGCAGUCGCGUUCAUCCCGGCGAGACGCCGUCUAGUUUCGUUUUUAACGGUUUCCUGAACUUCAUCUUGGGUCAGGACGACCCGCGCGCUCAGACGCUCCGCAGGAUGUUCGUCUUCAAACUCAUUCCCAUGCUGAACCCCGACGGGGUCGUCAGGGGUCACUACAGGACGGACUCGCGCGGUGUGAAUCUGAACAGACAGUAUGUGAACCCCAGUCCUGACCUGCACCCGUCCAUCUACGGCGCCAAAUCUCUGCUGCUCUACCACCACAUACACAAUCGCCUCAGCAACAGCACGCACUCCGCCCUCAAAACCUCAAACCAAUCGAACACCACUCCUCCUGUGACCACGCCCACUGAGCUAGAGCGCUGUCUCAACCUGCGCAACGAGGCGGAGCGAGGGGAGGGGCCGACCCUUGACCUCUCCGAGAUCCCCAUGCAGCUGGAGGAGAGCUGGGAGAAGGGCGGAGUCGAGAGGGAGGCGGGGCCCUGCGAUGAGAACGAAUCCACGCCGAGCAGAUUCGAAGCGCUGGGUGCGACGAACCCCGCCCCCUCUGAACAGAUCCCGCCCCUAGAAAGCGGCGUGGCCUAUUAUAUAGACCUGCACGGACACGCCUCCAAAAGAGGAUGCUUUAUGUACGGCAACAACCUGCCGGAUGAGAGUCAGCAGGUGGAGAACAUGUUGUAUCCGAAGCUGAUCUCUCUAAACUGUGCUCAUUUUGAUUUCCUGGGCUGUAAUUUCUCCGAGAAGAACAUGUACGCUCGUGACAAACGCGACGGCCAGUCGAAAGAGGGCAGCGGGCGUGUGGCCAUUCACAAAGCCAUCGGCCUGGUCCACAGCUACACACUGGAGUGCAAUUACAACACGGGUCGCUCGGUGAACAGCAUCCCGCCCGCCUGUCACGAUAACGGACGAGCCACGCCCCCUCCGCCGCCCGCCUUCCCGCCCAAAUACACGCCGGAGGUGUACGAGCAGGUGGGGCGCGCGGUGGCCGUCGCGGCGCUGGACAUGGCGGAGUGUAACCCGUGGCCGCGGCUGGUUCUGUCCGAGCACAGCAGCCUGGUGAACCUGCGCGCCUCCAUCCUCAAACACGUGAGGAACAGCAAGGGCCUCGUGUCCAACAACCGCAAAAACGCCGCUAACGCCAACACCAAAUCCAGCAGCCCGCCAAAACCCACGAGUCUGAGCACGUCUGCCUCGGAAAACUCCCUGAACCGUACGCGCAGUAACGGCAACGUUCACGGCGGCCGGCAGACGUCUCCUCAGCUCAAGAGUUCUCCCAGCUUCACCUUCGGCUGCGGCGCGUCCGGCCCCGCCGCGCAGCGGCCCUCACACCGGAGCCUGGGGCCCGUCAGAGAGUGUAAAGCGCAGGAGAAGAGGCGUCCGCAUCAUCUGCACCAGCGGCUCUCCCUGCGCCAGCAGCCGGCUCCCGCGCGGCCCCCUCUCUCGCCGUCCUCCUCCUCGUCCUCCUCCCCGUCCUCCUCGUCCUCUGGGGCCCCGGGCCCCUGCUCCAUCACUAUGGCAGGCAACAGCUGCCCUGAGUUCCGCCCCGCCGGACAGAUUAAAGAGAUUCAAACGCGUGGUGGGCGGGGCAAGUCAGCCGGAGGCCCCGCCCACUCUCCCUCUCCCCAGCCGAGGACGGCGCUGCUGUCUCAGGAGCCGCUGCGGGAAUCCCUGGACAUCCUGACGUCUGUCGAGUACAGCAGAUGCGAGCUGCAGCCUCGGCCCAGCCGUAUCCCGGUGCGGAGAGACAUUCAGUCCGCCGGCCUUCCUCCCGCCGCAUCCGAGACGCCCACCAUGAGAGUGUGGAAACUCAUCAAACCCGGCAUCAAGAAACACCUGGCGGGUGUGUCUGGGAAAGACGGAUCUUCUCUGCGUCUGGCCACUAAAGCUCUGCUGAAGAGCUCGUCCUGUAGUUAUGAGAGCUCUGGAGACAAACACGCACACAGAUCCCUGCACACCUGAGAAACGCGAACGGAUCUGCUCAUCUACACGCACACACGCUCAUGUUAGAGGAACACUUCAGCCAGAAAUGGACAUUUGCUGAAAAUGUGCUCACUCUCAGUUCAUCACAGAUUGGGCUGAGUUUGUUUGUUCAUCAGAAAUGUGUCAUUCUAUCACUGUCUCACCAACGGAUCCUCUGCAGUGAAUGGGGGCCGUCAGAAUGAGAGUCCAAACAGCUGAUAAAAACAUCACAAUAAUGUAAUCCACACCGCUCCAGUCCAUCAGUUCACAUCUUGGGAAGCUCAAACAAAUCCAGUGAGAUGUUUUUAAUCCAUAAUGUUGCUUCCUCCAGUGAAAAAGUCCAUCUCCUGUUGUCUCUCACAUCAAAAUCCAGCCACAUGUUUGUUUAGAGCUGUUUUGGCUUGUAAACGGUCUGUGCAGAUUUCUCUCCUGAUUCAGACCAGACCAGUUUUUCACAGGAGGAAGUGUUAUUAUGGAUUAUGGACUCAUAUUUUAGGUAAAAACGUCUUAAUGUCGGUGCCGAUAGCCUUGUGGGCAGGGUGCCAGCAUGUGGUGCAGUUGCGCUUUGGGUGUCCUGAGUUCGAAUCCCACCUCAUGAACCUUUUCCGAUCUCACCCCCCCCCUCCCAAAUCUCUACUGUCCUAUCCAGAAAAAUGCAGAAAUGCCAAAAAAUGAUGGAUUUGUUUCAUCUUUUAUCUUCUCAAGAUGUGAACUGAGGGUCUGGAGUGGUGUGGAUUACUGUGAUGUUUUUAUCAGCUGUUUGGACACUCACUCUGACGGCACCCAUUCACUGCAGAGGAUCCAUUGGUGAGACAGUGAUGGAAUGACACAUUUCUACAAAUCUGAUGAAGAAACAAACUCACAGUAAUCUGUGACGAGCACAUUUUCAGCUAAUGUUCAUUGUUGUCUAACUGCUCUAUGUGAGUGAAGUGAUGUGUUUGAAUCGUCGGUGGUUUCCGGUGUUCAGCAGUGCUGCGUCUGCUUUCGUUGUCCACGAGCACAAGAGCAGGAGUUUAAUAUCUACAGACACAACAUGCGCCGGAACACGGGUCACCAGAGCCAUCAUCACUCACAACCACACUAAACCCGCACUACAGCACCUCCACUAAUGAGCAUGGUGUUUUUACAGAAACUCUUUUAAAUGUGUGGUGUAUUUUGUCAUUUAAAAUGAUGUGAAGCUGUUUAUUUGAUCAGGAUUGUGGUGCUUAUUACAGACCCAGCUCAGUGUGAGAUACGGAGACAAACCAGUCUGAGUCUGUUCAUGGUGAAUUAGAUGCCGUUUCUCUGUGCAAUUAAGAAGCAAUAAAUGUCCACA
Messenger RNA from Labeo rohita (rohu), 4727 nucleotides. It is a transcript of the gene agbl5, whose product is annotated as AGBL carboxypeptidase 5. The record is from RefSeq and is a predicted model, not a curated record. The coding region runs from base 713 to 3412 and encodes 899 amino acids. Gene Ontology annotation, biological process: proteolysis; protein deglutamylation. Gene Ontology annotation, molecular function: metallocarboxypeptidase activity; zinc ion binding. Lineage: Eukaryota; Metazoa; Chordata; Actinopteri; Cypriniformes; Cyprinidae. The transcript is spliced from 16 exons.